GAUGAAGACCUGGGCAAUGAGCUAUUGAGCAACACAUUCCAGAGAAUGCAAUAUCACCUUGACCUGCUACAGUGGUGCCUUAGUAAGACAAGGUCUGAGAAGGACUACAACCACCUGAACUCUAUGUCUGUACUACAGAGUCUUGAGGUUCACAGCGUACUGUAUGUCAUGAAUGAGGCCUUGAACCUCUCUAGUCAGGAUCCUGAUGAGAUUGUUCACCAGUUAAGGAGUGGACCAAUCAUAGGUAAAGGUGAAUCAGUUAAGAGGGAAAAAGCUGUACGCUUUACAGAAGAUACUCACACAGGAAGUGAUGCAACAUUUAGUCGACCAGUCAGCAUUGAGCAUGAGCGUGAUGUCAUGUUAUACAGAAGUUAUGUCAUAAUGAAGCACUUCAUUGAAGUCAUAAGCUUUCCUUCUAGUACUGUCUAUAACCAGUAUAGAUGUAGUAGGAAAUCUCGUAGCUCAAGCCGCACAAAUCCUGAAUCAGUUCAGGCAACUCAUGAGACAAGAGAUACUGAGGAGAGUGAUUUCAGUGAAAGUCAACUCCAGAGAUCACAUCCUGCUAGCCCCAUGGCUACUCAGGAUUGGCUAGCUUAUACUGAUAUAUACAAAAUUCAAGUGACUGAGAAACUUAAAGCAGGAGCACAAAUGCUAUCUAAAGUCUUCCCAUUGAAUUAUCGUGUCGAACUCCUGGAGAAUAUUUUCUCAUUACUGUUCUGUACACAUGAUGAUAUUCAAGAUGAUAUUAUUGUUGAAAAUGAACAUAUUGAUGCUGAUAACAUACAUGAUGAACCUGUUAGUAUGGACACCAGCCUUGAACAAUCUUUAGAUGUCUCGCUAGAUCAGGUUGAUCUCAAUGAAACUCCCAAUAUUGCCCACCAGAUGGAAGAAUUCUCUAAAGUUGGGCAUCAGUUUGAGAUAACAGCGGCUGAUAUUUCCAUAGCAACAGAGGCUACCCCCAGUUGGCCUCAUAAAGCCGUCCCUCAUGAGGACCCAAGUGAUGUCACAGUCAUAACACUGGAAAAAGAACAACUUCCAAUGAAAGAGGAUGAAUUCCAAACUGAGAGAAAUAUCAGAAUGACUCCCAGAAUUGAUUCCGAGAGAAAGACCAGUGGUAACAUGAGUUCUGCUAGUGUAUUGAGUAACAAUCAACAGAAGCUUGGCUUCCUGGCAGAUGAACACAUUGUGCGAGACAUUCUCAGUACUCUCAAGGAAUGCAUUAUUGACCUUAACUCUGCUAAGUAUACAUUACAAGGUCAGGGGUCAUCAGAUACAGGUAUUGAGGUCACCCCUAGCAUUGAAACAGAGCUCACCAAACAUCUGGAAUCCUGUGUGAAAGUUGAAACCAUGCAAUUACAUAUAACUAGACUGACUCAAUAUAUAAGUGAAGCUCAAUGGAGGUUUCAGUUGGUUGCUAGCAGCAACAUACCUCGUCAACCUGGAUCUGUCUCCAUGGCAACAACAUCACCCAGUGAAAGUGAGGAAGAUUCUAUACUAAGUGAAAGUGAACCAGAAGAAUCAAGUCGCUUUCUUAGCAGAUCUACUCUCACUAAAAAAGAACCCUCCCUAGUUUCUUCUAAACAGUUCACAGACAGUGGUAGUGCAACUGCAAGUUCCAACAGCCAAGGAGGACGCAAACGUCAGCGAAAACGUUCACGUAGCCGAAGUCGGGAUGAUCAUAGUGCCAGGUCGGCUAAAACGAGGGAUGUCAUCUCUAAGAUGUUAGCAUCAGAGGAGAGUUUGUUAAACAUGUGUCUGAAAAGGGGGAAUUAUGCGCAAGCGGGGCAGGUGGUCAAGCUAUUUAAUAUGGGCGACAACUCUUCAGCUGCGGAGGUAGAAUUCGGAGAGCUCUACUCUUCAGCCUUACACAAACUUGAGAACAUUGAGACCCAGCAGCGUGUAUCUAGUACACCCACCAAGACCCGCCUUAAUGCUGCCAAAUCCAGCAUGUCCAGCCUAGCUAAAGUAGCAGCACGUGGAAUGCAAUCAGCCUCAGUUAGUGGGACCAUUGAUGAAAUACUCAGCGGGCCAGUUUUGCCAAGUCUACCAUUAAACUCUAAAAUAAGCCAUGUAAAUUCUCCAUUAGGAUCAAGUUUUGAUGCCGAUUUCAUCUCCUCAAUGAUUGUGCUAGAUUUAGCAUGUGCUGCUAGUAAGACACCAGAGGCAAGCGAAAGCCUGUUGGAGAUCGCCAGAAAAUAUCUUCCUAGUGAGAAAAUAUCACCGCGACGUGAAGGGACAGGUAGCAAGAAACCUAUCACUAAAAUGAUGGAAUUUGUCAAUUUUUUGAAUCAGUUAAGUGCAAUAUUAGAAAAAGGGAAGUUGCUCAAUGAAGGUGGAGUCAAUAAAAUUUUGACUCAAGCCUCUGCUCCUUUACAAGCAAAUCAAAGAAAAAUCUACACAAAUGCUUACACUGAGAUGGAAUCUGCCAUUGAUAAAGCUGUAAGAUCAGUGAAAAUGUUACGACCUGACACUGGAGUAGUACGCCAUCUAUUCACUGAAGUUGAGAAAGCUAAACCUGAGGUGCGGAUUGCUGUUACUAAUCUAAUAAGGGUGCUAGAGAAGUGGUCUGUUGCCUUUGGUCAGAUUGAUCACCUGAAACUUGGCUCAAGUGCCGAGGAUGUAACUAAACAUGGGAGGCUAGACUAUGUCAGCAGCUUGUAUGAACAAAUGAAAACGCUAUGUACUCUAGUGGCUGAAUCUGAGAGUCCCUCUAAAGAUCAUGAAGUUUUGGAGUAUUUCAAUGCAAUACAGGAGGGUCCCACAGAGAUAUUGGGCAAGCUAAUGUUCACGAAUAAGAUACCCCCAACAAGACUAGAGGCAGUUGCUCAGAAGUUGAGGUUAAACCUGACUCAUAUUAUAGUGACUUGUUGUUGUCCCACAAUUCCUAGUCACAGAAUGUCUCUUCCACCUGAUGUGACCACCACAAGGGUGCAGCAUGGGUGUAUUGUGUUGAAUCAUGGGAAGGAUGCUGAAUGGAAGGAAACACCUAGAAAUCCUGAGCUGGUUGCUAGGGAACUCUUAUCCAAAAUGAGGCUUCUAAUGAAAGAUCAAGGCCUGAAGACAAAUGCAAGUGGUGUAUUCAACAUCCAGGCUGCAAUGAGUACUAUAGAGAGUGCAGAGUAUGCUAGGAUUACUGAGGCAACAGAGGAGCUACAACACAUCACUCUGGAGGGACUCAGAGGUCAAGAGGAGAAGGUCUGCUUCUUUGUGAACGCGAUGAACCUGAUGACCCUGCAUGCUGCUUUAUACAGACUUAUGGAGAAUCAUCAGGUCCCGGGAGAUGAAGAUGUUGAUUCUUUGAAUGAGGAGGAUAUCAUACCAAUUUCCCCAAUAGAUGGGGUUGUUUUCACAAACAAGAUGGCGUACAAAGUGGGAGAGCUAGGAAUUGUUAGCUUAGCUAUGAUGAGGAACCUUAUAAGGAAAUCUUGUGAUGAUAUAUUCAGCAGUGAGUUUGCUUUAGAUCUCAUGGAUCCAUGGUUGAAAUAUCUACCAAAUAAGGACGCAUAUAUCUUAUCGUUACUCAUUGACUGUGGACCAAUCUCACCUCUCCUAGUAUUCAGCCCGGACCUGCUUUCUCAGCAGGUGUCAGAGUAUGUCAGUUCUUUGGUUGAUAACCAUGUCGUUCUAGACUUGGAGAAGAGACAGGUGUCUCUACCUAAAUGCUUGCUGGAAUGUGUCAAAUGUCUUCAGACAGCAACUGGAGAUGUCUCCGCAGAGGUGACAAUCACUUGGCUGGGGGAGAAUGGAUCCGAAGAAUUUAGAGAUAAACUCAAAAUAUUUACCCAAUAUAAGGAUACAUUGGAAAUAAUUGAAGCAGUUCACCAACAAGAUUUCUGUAUCUAUUUUACACAUCAGCCAAAUUGUCAAUCAGAGUCACAGUUAAACGUAUCUUCAUCGCCUAGCAACAUAGAAUAUUCAGACUCUUUAGACAUCAGCACAGGUUCUCGAUCAAGUCGUGUAAGCUUUCAACGACAAAUGACACAGCUUGUUAAAGCCAAGUACAACCUUAAUGUACCAGCCUUGGAGUACAUAAAGAACAGCUCUUCACUGGUAGCAACAAUAGUGGGCUUGGUAUGUUCUGACGAAAUUGACGAUAUUGAUUAUGAAAUGGAUAAGCGACAUUUUAUAGAUAGUUCUGAUGCCACAUCCCACACAGGAUUAAGUCCUAUGGCUAAAAGUCUUCAUAACAAGAUUCCUGGAUCUGGGUCCUUUCACAGUACAAGCUCUCAAGACUCAGACAUUAGUAUAGUAGAUAUACGUAGCUAUAGAUACCAGAAGCUGACAGAUGAUUUUCCCGUCCUGAAGCGCCACCUGGAGGCCUACGUGAUACCCCUAGUAGGAGGGACUCAUCCUGAUAUACUGACAACCUCUGAUAAGGUGUUGAGACUGACUAGCUGUGCCUUAGAUGAAGAUACCAGAGCGUGUAUGUUGCUCCUACAUGACACAGACCACUUCCGCACAGUUGUACACGAUACAUUGGACCAGCUAGUCGAGGAAAAACAAUGGAAGGUCAUGCUCGAGAUUAUUGAUAGUAUCCCUGCAGCGUCAACAUCACAUCACACGGAUCUGAUCAUCCUCCGCGAUUACAUCCUUUCUCAUCUAUGUAACCAACACAGUAAUCCUAGCUAUUCUGAAAGUGAUUGGAAAUAUGCUAUGUGGAUUCAAAAUCCAACUAUGCAAGCCAGGGUGGUGUUAGGGGGCCUCAGACAGUGGUCUGUGGAGACAUGUAUAGAGCUGUUAAAGAUGUGUACGCAACAGAUGGGUCUAGAAGAACCACUUAAAGAUGCUGUCCAGAGUCAGUUGGACAAAAUGAAUGUCUACCUUGUGAUUGCUGCAUCUGCUAAAAGUCGACAAAUCAAAUCCUCCGUGAAUCUUUACAUGACUGAAGAUUUAAACCAUGAUGAACUUGAGCAACUGACAACUUGGCAAAAUAUUCUAGAAGCAUCAAGUGCCAAACCAGAUCACAUCAUAGUUGUGCUUACACAAGCACAUGAAUUUGAUGUUGCUAGGCGAUGGGCAAAGUUUCAUGAUAUUGGUACCCCCUAUAGAAUGGCAAUAGAGCAAGAGGCUCUGUUGUAUUUAUUGGGAAAGACUCCUCCAGCAACCAUACAAGCAUAUCAGUUAUUAGAAAGCCUUUCUCAGGAGGACUCUCAUAUGUGUCUUGAGAUUUGUGAUGGUAUUUUAGCAAGAUCAUCCUCCCCUAAAGAUAUCCUAUUUGUGACAGAGUUUAUGUUAAAUCGUCUGCGCUCUGAUAUAGAUGGCACCCGUAUUGAUGAGAUACAUCUCCUGUCUAUUGGAGCUAAGAUGUUGGAGGUGCUGCCAGAUUGGUGUCUAACUGAAUAUGAGCAUCUUAUAUCCUCCCCUUUACUGUUGCUAGAGCAGUUCCUUAUGAAUGCAAAGGUAGAGUGGUUUUCCAAAGCACUACAGAAUGCCAAGCCUGAGCUACAUAGGCUGCCAUCAGGAAGUCUAGGUUUCACUGCUACUGUGUUUGAUGACCUCAUCACAAGCUAUGCCUCUAAAGCUCUAGACUUUCCUAUCCUCAAUAUGCAAAAUAACAUUCCAAGCGACACAACUUCAAUGAUUUCAUUAAGAACCAAUAUGACAUCAACGGUGGGACCACCAGAGUCUGGGAGGACUCCUACUGCUAGUAGCAUGCGCAGAAGCGCAAGCCGUGCUUCCCUUGCUCUGUCUCCACGAACAAGUCAAAGUUUUCCAAGCUCUGCAAAAAGACAUUCCACCUCUGCACCACAAAGGGAAUCAAUGUCCACCACACCCCAGGGGUUUGUAAUGCCAUCCUCCCCUCCCUCUAAGGAAGAUUGGGUGCCAGAUGAGACAGUGCAAGCAUGCAUGGUCUGUUCUGUACAAAGAUUUAGCAUGUUCACAAGACGUCACCACUGUAGAAGAUGUGGGCGCGUUGUGUGUGCUGCCUGUUCAUCAAAGACAACUAUAAUACGUGGGAUCUCUGCCAGGACAUGUGAUGACUGCUACCAACAGAUAUUUAGACCAAGAAGAGAAGCACAGGAAUCAGUCCAGGAUAGAUUGAAAGAGAGACUUUCAGGCACUAUAUUACCAGUGGGAAGCACCCCCAAGAGUAGAGUAUCCACCCUGAGUGAGGAGACAGCUGUCAUCUCUCAACAAGAUGAGGAGGGUCUUCAGACACAGGAGUUUCUAUGGCAACUGUCUCUGGAUGAGGAAGCAAAUGAAGCUGUACGAGAGGAAUUCUUCUAUGAAUAUGCACCUAGUACAUCAUUGUGUAUGUCCCUACUGGAGUUGCACAGUUUACCUGUUGAAUGUGGGAGAUUCCUACUAAAGUUAUGUGAUGAUGUCUCCAAACUUUUGAAGCCAAUUUCUCCAGGGGUUGCUAACCCAGAAGUGGAUUAUUUCUUUGUCAUAAGCAUGUUGAGGUAUCUGCUAUUCAAUGCAAAGAUGAAGUUCCUAAAAGGUCAUGAUACAUCAGGGAUUGAACAGUGUGAGGUGUACAGAAGCAGGGUGGACCUACUUAGUCUUCUGAUAAAGGCAAACUGCAAAGACAUACCUUCUAUACUAGAGCUCACCAAAAUAGACUCAUUGAGGAGAAUGCGAGACAAGCUGAUUGAAGAUGAACGCCUGUCUCUUGCAAUGGAGGUGUCUACCAAAUGUGGUUUGGAACCCAUGGGGGUAUGGGUAGCAUGGGGGACUGCAUGUCUUACUGCUGGUGACUUCAAGGGAGCCAGGGAGAAAUUUGCCAAAUGUUUAAAGGUGCCAAAGGAUAGGAAUAAUGCACAAGAAGCCCCUAAGAUCCUGACUGAUAUUAUCUCAUGUUUGGAGGCUAUGCCCAGGGUUGCAACCAUAAGUAUCCCUGCACUAGAUGCACCACACAUGUCUAUUAAGGACCUGAUUGCUGAGCCACCUGUGAUCUAUGCUGAGGAAAGAGAUUUACAAGAACCCCAGCUGCAAGAGAGCUUAUACUACAUCAAGACCUAUGGCAACUACCUAGCGAAUGUGUCUUUCUAUAGAAGACAUGGCUACUGGAUGAAAGCUGCACAGUACAUUAUUGAUAAGAAAUGUGUGCCAGAAAUAUUCAUUGAGGGUUUUGUAGUGCCCUCUUUAGAUAUGGGUGAGUUUAGGCGAGUUGAGGACCAGAUGUUGAUGCACGACCCAACCUUGGAGAAGUGGAACAUCUACCUGACUGCAACCUGUAGGUACCUGAUGAAGGCAAGACACAUGCACUCUCUAUACCUGUUCCAGAUAUUCAUGAAG
Messenger RNA from Owenia fusiformis, 7239 nucleotides. The record is from the annotation of a GenBank genome assembly. NCBI's taxonomy places the organism in Eukaryota, Metazoa, Annelida, Polychaeta, Sabellida, Oweniidae.